Periophthalmus magnuspinnatus is the source of this 1463-nucleotide messenger RNA. It is a transcript of the gene pafah1b3, whose product is annotated as platelet-activating factor acetylhydrolase, isoform Ib, gamma subunit. NCBI's taxonomy places the organism in Eukaryota, Metazoa, Chordata, Actinopteri, Gobiiformes, Gobiidae. The record is from RefSeq and is a predicted model, not a curated record. Bases 339 to 1010 code for a protein of 223 amino acids. The transcript is spliced from 5 exons.
ACAUUGCUCAAACGUGCACUUCCUGGAUCUGGGUGAUGUCGAUAAUUUUAUUAUGGUUAUGCUAGGUUCAGUAAUAUGCUUAGAACCAACACUGGUAAUGGGAUUUCUUUGAGCAUUAAGUUUCCUGUUUAACCUUAAAUCACAUUGUACACAGUGGAGCUUACAGCCUCUGUCGUGUAUUACUGGCAUCAAUAAACAGGGCUAACUAGCUGUUGAAGCUAACUCAACUGCACUUCAAGCAUCGUCCGCCUUGUUGUUGUUAUGCAUUUGUGAGUACUUCGGGUGCAAGAAUAAGAUUACCAAAGUUGCAGCUUUUCCAAAUCUAGAAACGCUAAGCCAUGAAUGCAGAAGAUGCAAACCCCGCCGCCACACCCACCCCUUGUGGAGACAUUCAUGGAGAUGGACGAUGGAUGUCCAUGCAUGAACGUUUUGUGUCUGAUGGCAAAGGAAAGGAGCCCGAGGUUGUUUUUGUGGGGGACUCACUAGUUCAAUUGAUGCAUCAGUUUGGGAUCUGGCGACAACUAUUUUCUCCUCUACAUUCGCUUAAUUUUGGCAUUGGUGGUGAUGCAACACAACAUGUGCUGUGGAGACUUUCUAAUGGUGAACUUGAUAACAUCAGCCCCAAGGUUAUAGUCCUAUGGGUAGGAACCAACAACCAUGGUCACACUGCUGAACAAAUCUGUGGAGGUAUUAUGGCCAUUGUCCAAGUCAUCAAGAACAAGCUCCCGCUGGCUCACACACUUGUACUUGGUCUGCUCCCAAGAGGUAAAAUGCCAAACCCUCUACGUGAGAAAAAUGCCUUGGUGAACAAGCUGGUGCAAGAGGCCUUAUCUUCUCUUCCAUACACCUCUUUUCUUAAUGUUGACCCUGGCUUUGUGCACUCCAACGGUAGCAUCUCCCACCAAGACAUGUAUGAUUACCUUCACCUGACACCCAAGGGCUACGAGGCUGUGUGCGAUCCUCUGCACGAACAUAUUAAGUCUCUGCUGGAAAAACCCCCUGAGCACUGAAAAAACAUUUUUUUGUUCUGAACAUACUUAAACUUUUCCCUAUUCACAAUUAUCAAUUCCAUAUUUUAAGAUAUAUCCUCCAUGAAUACUGUGCUGUCUCUUGUAAAGGUUUAAGAUCUUAUAAGAACAAAUUUGCUAUUUUCCUCUUUUUCCUAGAAUGUCUAUUCAUAAUUAUAUUACUUGCUUUUUUCUUUUCUUUUUUUUUUUUUGUUUUUUUGUUUUUUUUAACAAAUUGUUAUGUUUACUUAUACCUAUGCUCUGCUGUACAUGUUGAUGAGUUGCCACUAUACAAUGAAUAUUGUAUGUUACAAAUACUUGUAUAUGCACUAUAUAUGUAAGGACAUCUAAUGUUACAGGGCUUUUUCUUAAACUAAAAUGCACAUGAAUCUACUCGUAAAAUGACAUAUGCAUUGCCCUUUUCUUUGAUAUUACUGGAUAUUAUGCAUUAAACUA